AUGGCGAACGCAGACCCAUUCCUACAAGUCCAAGCCGACGUCGUCUCAACCCUCCAAACCAGCCGACCACUCUUCUCCUCAUACCUCCGCAUCCGGUCCCUAGCCAAAAGCCCCUCAAACCCCGAGCUCAAGCAAGCACGCUCAGAACUAGAAAGCAUCUUAACAGAGUUAACAGCGGACCUCAACGACCUAGUCGAGAGCGUGCGUGCAAUCGAACAAGACCCCUACCGUUAUGGCCUAGAACUAGAGGAGGUGCAGCGGCGCCGCAAACUCGUCGACGAUGUUGGCGAUGAAGUCGAGCAGAUGCACCAGGAACUACAGCAGGCUGUUUCGAAUACUGCGCCGGGCGAUGCAUUGCCGAAUCCGACGGAGUUUGAUGCGGCUCUGGAGGAGGAAGAGCGUGGGCGUGGACGUGGGAGUGGUGGAGAUGAUUAUUAUGCUUCUAUGGAGCAGCAGAGACAGACGGAACUUAUGCAUGAGCAGGAUGAGCAGCUUGAUGGGGUUUUUCGUACUGUUGGCAAUUUGCGGCAGCAGGCUGAUGAUAUGGGCCGUGAGCUUGAGGAUCAGGCUGUUAUGAUUGAUGAGGUUGAUUCGCUGGCUGAUCGUGUUGGGGGAAAUUGUCGAAUGGCAUGUCGCGGAUCAAACAUAUUGUUCGCAAGAAUGAAGAUACAUGGUCCUCCUUUUGUAUCGCGGCGCUUAUCUUCGUUCUCGUCUUAUUAUUGA
Messenger RNA from Penicillium canescens, 723 nucleotides. Its product is annotated as SNARE domain protein. Gene Ontology annotation, biological process: Golgi vesicle transport. The transcript has 3 exons. The record is from RefSeq and is a predicted model, not a curated record. NCBI's taxonomy places the organism in Eukaryota, Fungi, Ascomycota, Eurotiomycetes, Eurotiales, Aspergillaceae. Gene Ontology annotation, cellular component: membrane. Bases 1 to 723 code for a protein of 240 amino acids.